GAAGGCUCUUGCAUCUCCUUUCCUUAACAAUUAAAUAAUUCAUGGAGAAAUUACCUUGUCAUUGCUAGCUACCUCCAAUUAUCACACAAAUUAAGGUGGUGAUCGAUGUCUAUAUAUGCUCAUGCUAGGAAUAAUUCAUAUGAAUUAAUUGCAGUUGGAAGCUCAAUGGGUGAUGAGAAUAAUGCUGAGGUGUCAGCUGCCGGAAAGUGGAAGUUCCCGGUGUUUGUCUUCUUCCAAGAUGCUAGGAAUGUUUUGAAGAGGGAUGAGCUAGGGCGGGAGAUACUGCGCAUCGCGUUCCCGGCGGCGCUGGCGCUGGCCGCCGAUCCCAUCGCAUCUUUGAUCGAUACGGCGUUUAUCGGGCACUUAGGGGCGGUGGAAAUCGGAGCUGUAGGAGUUUCCAUUGCUAUCUUCAACCAAGCCUCCAAAGUCACCAUAUUCCCACUUGUUAGCAUCACCACCUCAUUUGUUGCUCAGGAAGAUACUGUCAACAGAAUCUCCGAUGCUCAUGACUUGGAGAAGCCGCCAUCUGACAACAACGACAACAAUAACAACAACAACAGCAGCAGCACCACCAACAUUGCCAUCAUUGAUGAAAAAUCCAACAACAUCAACCCUCAUGAAGGUAAAGGAAGCAAGUGGAAGUGGGAAAGUGAGCGGCGUAACAUCCCUUCAGCAUCGACUGCUCUGGUCCUUGGAGUAGUGCUGGGCCUCAUCCAGACCAUUUUCCUUGUAUUCCUUGCUAAACCACUCUUGAACUUGAUGGGUGUCAAAACGGGAUCUCCAAUGCUGGAACCUGCAGAGAGGUACCUCACCAUAAGGUCACUUGGUGCUCCUGCAGUCCUUCUCUCUCUAGCCAUGCAAGGCAUCUUUCGCGGUUUCAAAGAUACUAAAACUCCUCUUUAUGCUAUUGUUGUAGGUGACCUAACCAACAUAAUUUUGGACCCCAUUUUCAUAUUUGUGUGUCGUUGGGGCGUCGCCGGUGCUGCCAUUGCUCAUGUCCUUUCACAGUACUUGAUCACUCUGAUUCUAUUUAGCAAGUUAGCAACACAGAUUGUGAUGUUGCCUCCAAGCAUCAAAGAUCUGCAGCUGAAGAGAUUCCUCAAGAAUGGUUUCCUUUUACUAGCAAGAGUGAUAGCUGUGACUAUCUGUGUGACGUUGGCUGCUUCGUUGGCUGCAAGGUUCGGCCCGACUCCAAUGGCUGCAUUCCAGAUAUGCCUGCAGGUCUGGCUCACUUCUUCACUCCUUGCUGAUGGCUUGGCAGUUGCUGGACAGGCAAUCCUUGCUUGUGCAUUUGCUGAGAAAGACUAUCAGAAAGCAACAGCUGCUGCAACUCGAGUGCUGCAGAUGGGAUUCGUGCUUGGGCUCGGGCUUGCUGUCUUCGUUGGAGUCGGGCUGCAGUUUGGAUCAGGAAUAUUUUCCAAGGACAAGAAUGUUAUUCAUAUGAUCGCCAUAGGCAUCCCGUUUGUAGCAGCAACGCAGCCUAUAAACACUCUGGCAUUCGUUUUCGAUGGUGUCAAUUUUGGAGCGUCUGACUUUGCAUACUCUGCAUACUCCAUGGUGCUUGUAUCCAUAGUGAGCAUUGGAUCAUUGUUUCUUCUGUCAAAAACUAACGGUUUCAUCGGUAUCUGGUUCGCUUUAACCAUCUACAUGGGACUAAGAACAUUUGCUGGGUUUUGGAGGAUGGGAACAGGAACAGGACCUUGGCGCUUUCUCAAGGGGAGAUCGUCCUCAUAGAAAAUAUGAUCCUUCAAAUGUAAUAAAACAAAAAAAGAAAAAGAAAAAAAACUAUCUUUGUUCCUUCACCCGUUUUGCUUUAUUUUUGUGUUUCUCAUUGUUUGUUAAGGCAGUAUUAUCUUCGUACAA
Salvia miltiorrhiza (redroot sage) is the source of this 1863-nucleotide messenger RNA. RefSeq names its product protein DETOXIFICATION 43. Gene Ontology annotation, biological process: transmembrane transport. The transcript is spliced from 12 exons. Gene Ontology annotation, cellular component: membrane. Bases 106 to 1734 code for a protein of 542 amino acids. NCBI's taxonomy places the organism in Eukaryota, Viridiplantae, Streptophyta, Magnoliopsida, Lamiales, Lamiaceae. Gene Ontology annotation, molecular function: xenobiotic transmembrane transporter activity; citrate transmembrane transporter activity; antiporter activity. The record is from RefSeq and is a predicted model, not a curated record.